Rhododendron vialii is the source of this 1965-nucleotide messenger RNA. Its product is annotated as endoglucanase 17-like. The coding region runs from base 79 to 1593 and encodes 504 amino acids. The record is from RefSeq and is a predicted model, not a curated record. Gene Ontology annotation, molecular function: hydrolase activity, hydrolyzing O-glycosyl compounds. Lineage: Eukaryota; Viridiplantae; Streptophyta; Magnoliopsida; Ericales; Ericaceae. Gene Ontology annotation, biological process: carbohydrate metabolic process. The transcript has 8 exons.
GUGGCUUGCAGUUUGGUUUGUUGGUAGUUUGGUUGGUUGGUUGGGUAGUUGGUUAACUCUUUAGGUUGCGAAGGCCAAAUGACUUCCUCUGUUCUCUCACCUUCUCUAGUCAUCUUUCUUCUCGUUUCCUUUGCUGCCCCUCAUUUUCUCUGCAAUGCCUUCCCUGCCCAACCCCAACCUCACUUCACCAGUCAAAACUACAGGGAUGCUCUCUCCAAGUCCAUUCUCUUUUUUGAAGGUCAGAGAUCUGGGAAACUCCCCCCUAACCAAAGGCUCACUUGGAGGGGCGACUCUGCUCUCUCAGAUGGGUCAGCAAUGAACGUUGAUUUGGUGGGAGGCUACUAUGAUGCUGGGGAUAACAUGAAAUUUGGUUUCCCUAUGGCUUUCACGACCACCAUGCUUUCUUGGAGUGUGAUAGAGUUUGGUGGGUUGAUGAAAGACGAGUUGCAGAAUGCAAGAGAUGCCGUUUGUUGGGCGACCGAUUACCUUCUGAAAGCCACUUCCCAACCAGACACCAUUUUUGUUCAGGUGGGUGAUGCAAACAAGGACCAUGCCUGUUGGGAGAGGCCUGAAGACAUGGACACCCCAAGAAGUGUGUUCAAGAUAGACACAAAUAGCCCAGGUUCUGAUGUAGCUGCUGAAACUGCUGCAGCACUUGCGGCGGCCUCUUUGGUGUUCAAGACAACUGAUCCCAUUUAUGCCAAGCUCCUUCUCAGUAGGGCAAGAGAGGUGUUUGAGUUUGCUGAUAAGUACAGAGGGGCUUACAGCAAUUGGUUGAAAGAUGAAGUGUGUCCUUUCUAUUGCUCUUACACUGGUUAUCAGGAUGAGCUUUUGUGGGGCGCUGCUUGGUUGCACAAAGCCACCAAGAACCCAACUUAUCUCAACUACAUCCAAGUGAAUGGACAAACACUAGGAGCUGAUGAGAGUGAUAAUACAUUUAGUUGGGAUGACAAGCACGUUGGAGCCCGGAUUCUUCUCUCUAAGGCAUUUCUACUUCAAAAGGUUCAAGCCCUCCAAGAUUACAAGGGUCAUGCAGAUGACUAUAUUUGUUCCCUCAUUCCAGGGAUCCCCUCCUCUCAAGCUCAGUUCACUCCAGGUGGGCUUCUGUUCAAAUCGAGUGAUAGCAACAUGCAGUAUGUGACCUCCACCUCAUUUCUCAUCUUGACCUACGCAAAAUACUUGGAUUCUGCCCAUAUGGUCGUCAAUUGUGGUGGAGUAGUUGUCACACCCGAUAUGCUCCGAACCACUGCCAAAAAACAGGUUGACUACCUGCUAGGAGACAACCCCUUGAAGAUGUCCUACAUGGUAGGGUAUGGUCCACAAUAUCCAUUGAGGGUCCACCACAGGGGAUCGUCUCUACCGUCCGUUGCUUCCCACCCAGACAAGAUCGAAUGCUCGUUCGGGUUCAGCAUCCUGAACUCCCAGUCUCCCAAUCCAAACAUCCUAAUGGGGGCCGUGGUUGGUGGGCCUGAUCAACAAGACCAGUUUCCUGAUCAACGGUCAGAUUAUGACCAUUCAGAGCCGGCAACCUACACCAAUGCACCUCUUGUAGGAGCAUUGGCUUAUCUUGCUCAUACAUUUGGGCAGCUCUAAGGCUUCUUCCUGGGCACAAGACUAACAGGAUUCGGACUUAACAGGUGUUUGUAGUUUUCAUUCUAUGGGUAGUGCUAUUUUUUUUUUCUUCAUCUUGGUUUCUCUUGAAGCGGGUUCUAUUGCUCUCUACCAAUGUUUUAGGGUUGAGACGCGAGGUUUGAGCCCGACCUUGUGGAUGUAGUUAGAGAAGUACUCAUUUUAACAGUAAGUGAGUAGGUCGAGUACUGCAAUGGUUAAUGUUUGCAACAUCUGGUGAGGAAUCAAUAAUAUUGUCAAAACCAGUGCACUACAGGUUAAGAGCUUGCCAGAAAUCAACCUCUGUUACCGUUGGUGGGGGCCCAAUAUUUGAGGGCUGAGGACAUAAAAAGGAGG